CCCCAGACGUGCAUCCCACUUCACCCUAUAUUUCCCUCCCCAGUCUCCCCCAAAUUCUGAAAUUACAAAAGACCUAUAAACACACCAAUACAUACAAAUCCAAUUAAAUCAAUGGAGUUUUGGCAACGAGCUCGAAGCUUUGCCGAAGACGCCGCGAAGCGCUCGCAGGAGCUUACGCUCCAAGCGGCGCGACGAUCUCAGGAGUUCACCGCCGAAGCAGCUCGCCGAUCGCAAGAGGAAUUCUCAAUCGGAUCUUCCAAACUCUCCGACAUUGUCUCCGAAGCUACCAAGCGAUCCAAAGAGAUCGCUUCUGAAGUUAAAGUUGAGGCCAUCAAACGAGCGGAUCAGAUUAAGUCGCAGAUUCCCACGGCGUCUGUGCUUUCGCAGCUUGUAGAUCCAGCGGUGAAGGUGGACAAGGUGGAGCAUCAGGAGGAUUUGGAGACGUUUGGUGUUACGGAGGAGUUGCGAGAGUUUGUUAAAGAUAUUACGAUUAAUACGUUUAAGGAUUUUCCGAUUCAAGAUGAUUCCGAAGUGUCUGAUAUUCCCACGGUCUCAAAUAUUCGCCAGGAUCUUACAAAAUGGCAAGAAGUACAUGCCAAGCUUGUUCUUUCUACUGUAAAGGAGAUCUCAAAGUUAAGGUACGAGUUAUGCCCGCGAGUGAUGAAAGAAAGGAUGUUCUGGAGAAUAUAUUUUAUUCUUGUCAACAAUCAUGUAGCUCCGUAUGAAAAGCGAUACAAUGAAGAUGCCAAGAGGAUAUCCGCAGAAAAAGUUAAAGAUGACAUAAAGAUUUCUGAAGUUGGAACUGUUCCUAAACCAGAGAGUGGGGAAGCAAUCCAGAAAAGUAAGAGUGUAUCUUCAGCAGCCACUGAGCAGGACCUGGAUGUAUUUCUUCUAGGUGAUCACGGUGACAGUGAUGAUGGUCAAGAUGACAAGGACGACGGAUAUGAUGAUGAUGAUUUUGACAAGCUAUAAAUUGGUAGCAGAGCAGGUGCGGACUUGUGCAAGUCACUGCCCUGAGAUAGAUCCAUCCUGCACAUAGAAAAAACGAACAAUAUGGCCCCCUAAUACGUGAGGAAAAAACUUGUUAUUUAUUUUGCUCCAUUUUCCACCUUGUAAUGCAAUGGUAUCUAUUAUGUGGCUUAUUACUUUGUUAGGCUAUGUUGAAUCAAUCAAUAACUAUUCAUUGUUUAUAUAUACAGUAGUAAUCAGUAAUGUAA
Daucus carota subsp. sativus is the source of this 1217-nucleotide messenger RNA. RefSeq lists its product as uncharacterized. The record is from RefSeq and is a predicted model, not a curated record. The transcript has 6 exons. Lineage: Eukaryota; Viridiplantae; Streptophyta; Magnoliopsida; Apiales; Apiaceae. Bases 112 to 972 code for a protein of 286 amino acids.